ACGUCUUCGACGAGAAAACGAAGCGCAAGUGGCAACGGGAGGCCGGCGCGGGGAAACGGCGGAAGGGAUGGUGGGGAAGAAGAAGGUCGUGCCCGAGUGGCUCAAUAGCCCUCUUUGGUCCUCCAAUCUCUCCGACGAUCGCCGCAGCUCCCGCUACGAGACAAGAACCCUAUCUCCGGAACCUUCUUCUCCUCCUCCUCCGGCGCCGCCGCGGCCUGAGCCAUCCCCUUCCCGGCCGCGGCUCGCCGUGGCUCAGAGGUCGGAGAUCGGAGCCCACUCCGGUGAGCUGAGCCCGUCUUGGUCCUCGCUGGAGGAGGAAUCCCGCGAGUCCCAGCUCCUGGCCGACUUCCAGAUCACGUUAUCUAGUAGGAUCAUCAACCUAGGGGAAUUGCGGAGGUUGGCAUUCCAGGGUAUUCCGCAUGGCGUUCGUCCAACAGCAUGGAAGCUAUUGUUGGGGUAUUUGCCACUAGAUCGGACGUUGUGGGCACAUGAAUUGGAAAAGAAGCAGACUCAAUAUUACACUUUAAUGGACGAGCUUCUACGGAACCCCUCGGAGAUCACCCGUAGAAUGGAAGAUUCAGCUGGUUCCAAGAAUGAAGAAUUAAGUUGUCUAAGUACUGGCUUGCUUUCGAGGUCAAAGAUUAUUCAUGGGGAACAUCCUCUGAGUCUUAUGAAGAGUAGCGUGUGGAACCAAUACUUCCAGGAGGCAGAGAUACUGGAGCAGAUAGAUCGAGAUGUAAAACGUACUCAUCCAGAUAUGGAUUUUUUUUGUGGAGGCUCAUCUCUUGCAAAAUCUAAUCAGGAAGCUUUAAGGCGCAUACUUAUUAUCUUUGCAAAAUUAAAUCCUGGAAUAAAAUAUGUGCAGGGAAUGAAUGAAAUUUUAGCACCUCUGUUCUAUGUAUUCAGGAAUGACCCAGAUGAAACUAACGCUUCUCAUGCAGAAGUGGAUACAUUUUGCUGCUUUGUCGAGUUAUUGAGCAUAUUCAGGGACAACUUUUGCAAGCAGCUUGACAAUAGCCUUGUUGGUAUCCGUUCAACAAUAGAAAAAUUAUCACAACUUUUAAAAAGGCAUGAUGAAGAGCUUUGGCGUCAAUUAGAAGUAACAACAAAAGUAAAUCCUCAAUUCUACGCAUUUAGAUGGAUCACACUACUACUGACUCAAGAGUUCAACUUUAGUGAUUGUCUUCGCAUUUGGGAUACUCUUUUUAGUGAUCCAGAAGGUCCUCAGGAAACCCUACUCCGAAUAUGCUGUGCUAUGUUAAUAUUUGUUCGAAGGCGGCUCUUAGCUGGUGAUUUCACUUCUAAUCUCAAGCUUUUACAAAAUUAUCCAACUGCAAACAUCAACCAUCUCCUGCAUGUUGCUAACAAGUUGCGAGGACCAACAGUUGACUAACCAUCCAUUCUUUCUACUUGCUUUUUUUCUGACACUUACGUCCAUUAGCCGUUAGCUAUAUAAAAUCUUAGAACGUCAGACACACUGAUGAUCAGUGACUCGAGCUUCACAGGUUUCUGGUUUCUUAAUAAGGAUGGCUAUUCUUUUUCAAUGGGUUUUCACUCCACGACCAAGAACUACCUGACUACAUGGUUGCAAUUUCCUUAAGUCCAUGGUCGAAUUAUUGUGAUUUAUCAGUGUGCUGUUCUCGGAUGAAACUUCGGCAUAUUUGAGUAUUGGAAAAUUACAGUAACUGUGGUUCAGAGAUGUUUAUUCAGAGUCCAACAGGGUUGUUCUGUGGUGGAGUUUCAACUGUUGUGAGAAAAAUGAGUUGACUUAUAGAAAACUUUCACCGAUUUCACUUGUAGAUAAUGGGAGGCCUAUGUGCAAAAGGGGAUCAUUUUAGGUGUUUGAUCCUCUUACAUUUCACUUUGGUACUCAAAAUCAUGCAUUCGAAAUUGUAUUGGAUACAGAUAGUGGGUGAUUAUGACUUGAUGCAUGCAUCUAUUAUUGUGAUUAGGAAUGUUUUAAGAUACAUGCCCCUAUUGUAUCUGUCCUGAGGAUGCAUUACCUGUUGUAUGGAUUUAAACUGUGUUGUUCUCA
Messenger RNA from Musa acuminata subsp. malaccensis (wild Malaysian banana), 2035 nucleotides. RefSeq lists its product as uncharacterized. NCBI's taxonomy places the organism in Eukaryota, Viridiplantae, Streptophyta, Magnoliopsida, Zingiberales, Musaceae. Gene Ontology annotation, biological process: intracellular protein transport; activation of GTPase activity. The record is from RefSeq and is a predicted model, not a curated record. Gene Ontology annotation, molecular function: GTPase activator activity.